AGGCAACCCUAAGUGCCAGCUUAUUAUUGAUGUUGGAGCCUACCGCAUCGGAGGGGGCACCAUCUGUGCCGCUUUUUGGCGUGCUCCUUCAAGCUCACCGUCGCCAUCUUUGCGUUUGCUCAUCAUCUCGUCAGCCAGCAUUGGCUGUGCAGUGUUGGCAACUGAACGCGACCCCGAGUCCGUUACCUUCGACUUGAGAGAGCGACCCCCCGCCGACUGAGAGUCAUCGUCGUCGCCUUCACAUUACUCUGCCAUUUUUACGACACCGAGUUCUACAAUUGCUGAUACCGACAAUUGCGCGGAACUUGAGACGCGCCUGGGGUGAAAAUGAAGCGCAGCUCCGUUGAUGGGCGCCCAAGCCGAGAAAAUGGGGCGAGCGAUCCCAUGUCUGAUAAGAUCGGCACCAGCUAUGAUCAGCAUGAUAUGUUUCGGAUGGGCAAGACGCCUCAGCUCAGGCGCAACUUUGGGUUCCUUUCCAUGAUCGGGUUUACGUGCAUAUUGAUGAGUACUUGGGAGGCUCAACUGACGACGAGCGCCUUUGGCUUGUUGAACGGCGGCACGGCCGGAUUGAUCUACUGUUACCUCGCCACUUUCCUCGGUUUCCUCGCCGUCAUUGCCUCCAUGGCAGAGAUGGCCUCGAUGGCUCCCACCGCGGGAGGACAAUACCAUUGGGUGUCCGAGUUUGCUCCAAGCAGCUGUCAACGGUUCUUGAGCUACAUCACGGGGUGGAUUUGCGUCCUGGGAUGGCAAACGGGCAUCACGAGCAUUGCGUUUCUGACGGCAUCCCAAAUUCAGAGUCUCAUGGUCAUCACCAACACCUCAUAUCACUUUGAAAGAUGGCACGGCACCCUUCUGAUCAUUGCGAUUAGCUUCUUCGCCAUCAUCUUCAACUCGUACCUCGCCAAGAGGCUUCCUCUUGUUGAGGGGCUCAUCUUGAUACUUCAUAUUUGCGGCUUUUUUGCCAUUCUCAUUCCCCUAUGGGUAUUGGCGCCACGGAACGAAGCUCGCACCGUAUUCACGAACUUCAAUGACGGCGGAGAUUGGGGUAGCGCAGGCUUAGCCGUUCUGGUCGGAAUGUUGUCGCCAGUGUUCGCCUUCAUUGGUGCAGACUCUGCAACUCAUAUGUCUGAAGAGAUACAAGAUGCCUCGAUUACGCUGCCUCGAGCCAUGAUGUGGACUAUUGUCAUCAACGGCCUUCUUGGCUUCGUCAUGUUGGUCACCUUCUGCUUUUGCAUGGGCGAUGUGGGCAUAAUCCUCUCGAACCCAGAGGUUAUGCCUUUUAUACAGACGUUCCUGAUCGCAACAAACUCAUCAGCCGGCACUUCGGCCAUGACGACCGUGACCAUAAUCCUGACGACGUGUGGAUGCAUCACGAAUGUCGCUACCGCUUCUCGCCAAAUGUUUGCCUUUGCCCGAGAUUCUGGUUUGCCGUUCUCGAGCUUCCUUGCCCAUGUUCGUCCGGGAUGGGAUGUACCGUUGAACGCCGUCAUGGUGUCAUUCGUUGUUACCAUCCUCUUGGCCAUGAUCAAUAUUGGCUCGACGGUGGCAUUCAACGCCAUUGCCUCGCUCGGAACCGCAGCCCUGAUCUCCUCUUACAUCAUCUCCAUCACCUGCGUCGCUAUAAAGCGCUACCGCUCGGAGAAGCUCCCUCAUGCACGAUGGAGCCUUGGGAAAUUUGGGGGACCUAUUAAUAUCCUCUCAAUAGCGUAUCUCAUUGUUGUCUUCGUCUUCUCCUUUUUCCCGCAAACGGUUAUUGUCACUCUGGAGUCACUCAACUGGAACAUCCUCAUCUAUGGCUUCACGAUAUUAUUUGCCGUGAUUUGGUUCUUUGUUCGGGGAAGAAAACAGUAUCUGGGACCUAUAGCUUACGUUCGGAGAGAGUCUUCUUGAUAAUGUAAAUUUUGCC
Molecule: messenger RNA, 1906 nt
Organism: Purpureocillium takamizusanense
Lineage: Eukaryota; Fungi; Ascomycota; Sordariomycetes; Hypocreales; Ophiocordycipitaceae
Exons: 5
Coding region: 328-1890 (520 amino acids)
Biological process (GO): transmembrane transport
Cellular component (GO): membrane
Molecular function (GO): transmembrane transporter activity
Source: RefSeq, a predicted model, not a curated record